AUUAGCGGGGCGCCAGCGCCGCGGAAGGCCCAAGGGCCUGUUCUGCGUGCGGCGCGCCUCGGGGAGACCCAGGCGGGCGCCUGCAUAUCAGCCGCGCGGCUACGGGGCGGCUCGGAAACCCCAGCGGACCGUGGCGAGGGGCGCGUGGAGCCGUGGGGUCGCGGAGCUGGGCGGCAGCAGGGACGGCUCCGAGCAUCACCGGGGUGGGCGAGCGGGCGGCCGGCGGGGCUGCCCGGCGCGGGUGUCCCGGCGAUGAGUGGCGCUGAAGCGGCGGCGGCGGCGGCGGGAGCAGCUGCGGUAGCGGGCUCGGUUUCGGCUUCGCAGCGGUGCCGGCGGCGGAGGCGGAGGCGCAGGCUCCUUCUAAGGACCUGGCGAGCCCAGGCCUAAGCGACGGCCCCGUGAGGCCCUUGCACGGCGCCCCGGGCCGGGGCCCUCCCAGCUUCGCCCUGCCCCGGGAGCCUGCCUCCCUGGCCGGGGAUGAGGCCGGGAGGAGGCUGCUGCGCGGGGCCCAGGACAAAGGCUUGUCCCCAGGGGCCGCCGCCGCCAGCCUAGCGCUGCCCGCCGAAGCCGAGGCGGCGCCGGGGCCCUUGUCUCCGCCGGUCCCCAGAAGCGGCUGCUGCCCGUCCCCCCGAGGCUCAGGGGCCCGAGCUUCGAGCCCUCUGCUCCCUCGGCUGCUAGGGGACCGGGCAGCUGCGCAGACUCCGCCGCUCUGGGCUGGGGGUGCCCAGCGGAGCAUGUCGGAGGAAAGCGACAUGGAGAAAGCCAUCAAGGAAACUUCCAUUUUAGAAGAAUACAAUAUCAAUUGGACUCAGAAGCUGGGUGCUGGAAUCAGUGGUCCUGUUAGAGUCUGUGUGAGGAAGUCUACCCAAGAACGGUUUGCGCUGAAAAUUCUUCUUGAUCGUCCAAAAGCUAGAAAUGAGGUACGUCUGCAUAUGAUGUGUGCCACACACCCCAAUAUAGUUCAGAUUGUUGAAGUGUUUGCUAACAGUGUACAAUUUCCUCACGAGUCCAGCCCCAGGGCUCGACUCUUAAUUGUAAUGGAGAUGAUGGAAGGGGGAGAGCUAUUUCACAGAAUCAGCCAGCACCGGCACUUUACAGAGAAGCAAGCCAGCCAAGUAACAAAGCAGAUUGCUUUGGCUCUACAGCACUGUCACUUGUUAAACAUUGCGCACAGAGACCUCAAGCCUGAAAAUCUGCUUUUCAAGGAUAACUCUUUGGAUGCUUCAGUAAAAUUGUGUGACUUUGGAUUUGCUAAAAUUGACCAGGGUGACUUGAUGACACCCCAGUUCACCCCUUAUUAUGUAGCACCUCAGGUACUAGAGGCACAGAGAAGGCAUCAGAAGGAGAAGUCUGGUAUCAUACCUACCUCACCAACACCCUACACUUACAACAAGAGCUGUGAUUUAUGGUCCCUGGGCGUCAUUAUCUAUGUGAUGCUGUGUGGAUACCCUCCUUUUUACUCCAAACACCACAGCCGGACUAUCCCAAAGGACAUGAGGAGAAAGAUCAUGACAGGCAGUUUUGAGUUCCCAGAAGAAGAAUGGAGCCAGAUCUCAGAGAUGGCCAAAGAUGUUGUGAGGAAGCUCCUAAAGGUCAAACCAGAGGAAAGACUCACCAUUGAGGGAGUGCUGGACCACCCGUGGCUCAACUCGACUGAGGCCCUGGACAAUGUUCUACCUUCUGCCCAACUGAUGAUGGAUAAGGCCGUGGUUGCAGGAAUCCAGCAGGCUCACGCAGAGCAGCUAGCCAACAUGAGAAUCCAGGACCUAAAAGUCAGCCUCAAACCCCUGCACUCGGUCAACAACCCCAUUCUGAGGAAGAGGAAGUUACUUGGCACCAAGCCAAAGGAUGGUGUUUAUAUCCACGACCAUGAGAAUGGAGCUGAGGAUUCAAAUGUUGCCUUGGAAAAACUUCGAGAUGUGAUUGCUCAGUGUAUCCUCCCCCAGGCUGGAGAGAAUGAAGAUGAGAAACUGAAUGAAGUAAUGCAGGAAGCCUGGAAGUAUAACCGAGAAUGCAAACUCCUAAGGGAUACUCUGCAGAGCUUCAGCUGGAAUGGUCAUGGAUUCACAGAUAAAGUAGAUCGACUAAAACUGGCAGAAAUUGUGAAGCAAGUAAUAGAAGAGCAAACCACUUCCCAUGAAUCCCAAUAAUAACAGCUUCAAACUUUGUUUUUUAAGAAUUUGAAAAAUUAUUCCUUAAUGUAUAAAGUAAUUUUUAUGUAAAUUAAUAAAUCAUUAAUUCAUUUCCACAUUGCUUAAGUUGCUAUAUAAACAGGAUUAGUGCAGUUACUGUUUGUUUUAAGAAAAGCUCAAUUUUUAGAGACAUACUAUUAAUUUAGGACUGUUCAGUCAUAUUUAAGAUAAUAGAUGGUACUGUCAAAUAGGAUUGUUUUAUUUAUAAUAAAGGAUUCAAAAACUACUUGCCAGAGGUAGAGAAAGGACCAAUUAUCCUGGUCUUUCUGCUUAGUGAAUAGUUGAAUCAAUUACU
This is a messenger RNA of Castor canadensis (American beaver), 2487 nucleotides long. RefSeq names its product MAPK activated protein kinase 5 (gene Mapkapk5). The record is from RefSeq and is a predicted model, not a curated record. Gene Ontology annotation, molecular function: protein kinase activity; ATP binding. Gene Ontology annotation, biological process: protein phosphorylation. Lineage: Eukaryota; Metazoa; Chordata; Mammalia; Rodentia; Castoridae.